Messenger RNA from Erpetoichthys calabaricus (reedfish), 3110 nucleotides. RefSeq names its product matrix metallopeptidase 2 (gene mmp2). The transcript is spliced from 13 exons. Gene Ontology annotation, cellular component: extracellular matrix. Lineage: Eukaryota; Metazoa; Chordata; Cladistia; Polypteriformes; Polypteridae. Gene Ontology annotation, biological process: proteolysis; response to hypoxia; extracellular matrix organization. The coding region runs from base 486 to 2468 and encodes 660 amino acids. The record is from RefSeq and is a predicted model, not a curated record. Gene Ontology annotation, molecular function: zinc ion binding; metalloendopeptidase activity.
CCUUCCCUUUUUGGGGGGUGAGAUCGAGACUGCGCAGUGUAGUACACACUACACUGAGGUAGCCUACAAAGGAAUUGCUAAUGCAAGCAAAAACAGCAAUUUAGCAAAGAGGCAGGAUGUGGAGAUAAGAGGAGCCGAGUGACUCCAAAGAGCGCAGUACUGUGGAAGAAAAACAAAAGAGAAGCCAAGGAAGACAGACCCUGAGAAGGCGCACACGGAGAUCGUCCUGUGUCUGAAAGUUGAAAAGAACAUAGAAGAGAGAGAGAGAAAUAAAAAGUUUUCAAAAUUAAAAUAAAAAGUGUCUGUAUAUCCAAACGUAUUUAGUGCAGCAAUAUUCGCAGAAAGAGACGCGACUGGAAAAAAAUAAACCGAUAUUAUAAAAUUACGAAAGUCAAAAGCGCAAUCAUCUCUGAAAAACAGAAGACCAGCGCAAAUUCUGGCGAGAUAAAGACACUAGUGGAGACGCACAAGUACGGACCAGAAAGAUGAGAAGUCGGGUUUCGAACGCUUGGAGUCCAUUUGGGCUUUUGUUUAAUGUAGUGCUACUUCUUUACAUUGCUGUUCGGAGAAGUUCAGCGGCGCCCAGUCCAAUCAUAAAGUUCCCGGGGGAUGACAGCACACCGAAAACGGACAAAGAAGUGGCGUUGCAUUACCUGAAUAAGUUCUAUGGAUGUCCCCAAGACAGAUGUAAUCUAAUGGUGCUGAAGGACACUUUAAAGCAGAUGCAAAAGUUUUUUGCCCUACCAGAGACUGGAGAGAUUGACCAAAAGACAGUGGAUAUCAUGAAAAAGCCAAGAUGUGGUGUCCCAGAUGUGGCAAAUUACAACUUCUUCCCACGCAAACCAAAAUGGGAGAAAAAUUUAAUCACAUACAGGAUUUUGGGCCACACUCCAGAUUUGGCUGAGGAUGUGGUUGAUGAUGCAUUUGCACGUGCUUUCCAAGUAUGGAGUGAUUUCACACCUCUCAAAUUUUCUCGGAUUAUGGAUGGAGAAGCAGAUAUUAUGAUCAAUUUUGGACGUUGGGAACAUGGUGAUGGAUAUCCUUUUGAUGGGAAGGAUGGCCUUUUGGCACAUGCUUUUGCACCUGGGCAUGGCAUUGGCGGAGACUCUCAUUUUGAUGAUGAUGAAUACUGGACUCUUGGAGAUGGCCCAGUGGUGAAAGUAAAAUUUGGUAAUGCUGAUGGAGAGUUCUGCAAGUUCCCAUUUUCAUUCAUGGGAAAAGAAUACAACAGCUGUACACCUGAGGGUCGUGAGGAUGGGUUUCUUUGGUGCUCCACCACUUACAACUUUGAUGACGAUCAAAAGUAUGGAUUUUGUCCCCAUGAAUUGUUGUUUACCCUGGGAGGAAAUGGAGAAGGAGCACCUUGCAAGUUCCCAUUCACCUUUCAAGGCACAACAUAUAAUAGCUGCACAACAGAGGGGAGAAGUGAUGGCUACCGUUGGUGCUCUACAACGGAAGAUUAUGACCGUGAUAAGACUUAUGGAUUCUGUCCAGAAACAGCUAUGUCAACAGUGGGUGGAAACUCUGAUGGGGAUCCUUGUGCCUUCCCUUUCACCUUCCUUGGUAACAAAUAUGACUCCUGUACAACAUCAGGCCGCAGUGAUGACAAGAUGUGGUGUGCAACUACUCAAAGCUACGAUGAUGAUCGCAAAUGGGGCUUUUGUCCUGACCAAGGCUACAGUAUUUUCUUGGUUGCUGCCCAUGAAUUUGGCCAUGCAUUAGGCCUGGAGCACUCACAGGACCCAGGGGCAUUAAUGGCUCCAAUCUACACCUACACCAAGAACUUCAAGCUGUCAUACGAUGACAUCAAAGGAAUCCAAGAGUUAUAUGGAUUCCCAACAGAUAAACCACUUCCGCCCACCCAAGGACCUGUUACUCCCAUGGACCUCUGUCAGGAGGAUAUUGUCUUUCAAGCAGUGGCUCAGAUCCGUGGAGAAACAUUUUUCUUCAAGGAUCGAUUCCUUUGGAGGACCAGUAAUCCCAGAUCUAAGCCUACAGGGCCUAUGCUUGUUGCCACUUUCUGGAGUGACCUGCCAGACAAACUGGAUGCAGCAUACGAGAAUCCACUAGAAGAAAAAACAGUCUUCUUUUCAGGCAAUCAGUAUUGGAUUUACUCUGCAAGCACAUUAGAGAAAGGGCACCCCAAGAAAAUUUCCACUCUGGGUCUGCCAGCUGACCUACAAAAAGUUGAUGCUGCAUUUUCAUUUGGGAAGAAUAAGAAGACAUAUAUCUUUGCAGAAGAUAAGUUCUGGAGAUAUAAUGAAGCAAAGAAAAAGAUGGAUCCAGGCUUCCCCAAACUGAUUGCUGAUGCCUGGAAUGGAGUGCCAGAUAGCUUAGAUGCAGCCUUGGAGUUUCAGGGCAGUGGAUUUAGUUACUUCUUCAAGGACUGGUACUAUCUUAAAUUGGACGACCGGACUCUGAAGAUUGUUAAAGUAGGCAAUGUGAAAACAGACUGGUUAGGCUGCUGAAAAGUGUAAAAUACACUGUGCUAUUCAAUUCCUUCUACAUAUCUUUAGACCAUCAUUAAGAACUUGCUGGUAAAUAAAACCAAAUUAAUGGUCCAGUCUGGAACUGGUACCUGCAAACUACCAAAGAACUAGCAAAAACAUAGCAGCAGAAGAACCAGCAAUUAUAAGAAAUCCAAGAUAAAAACCAUCAAGCCACUUUAUACAUCAGUUACAAUUGUGUUUCUGCCCAAGGCUCACGUGAGUCAGGAGCACAGUGCUAUUUGUAUUUUAGCAGCAGUGAGUCACUUUCCUAGGGUUCUAGGUCUUUUUGUUUUCAAUGAAAGGUGGUUUUAUAGCACUUUGGAUUUUAUAAUAAAUGCCUUUAUAGGAAAUGUUACUGUGGUCAAAAAUGUCAUGACAGUUGAGGUUCAUGUCAUUAUGUCUUAUACAGUAUUUUACUAACAGUACGGAAUGGUUUAUGGCACAGGCUGCCUAAGGAAUAAUUGUAGUCAAACAAAGAAGUCAUGACAAGCAGCUGCUCGGUAGUCUUUUGUUUCAUCCUUUUUGGCACCUUGACAAUAAGUAGAUUUGUGUUACUUGCUUUCAUGCACUUUCCAGUAUGCUUCCUCAAAAAAGAUUUAAUAAAAUUUUGUAAACUACAAA